CAUCCUCCAUCUGAUGGCAGCAUCAGGCAGUCCCGUGAAACGUUUGCGUGGGAGUUCCCUCCACCGCCAUGUCGGGAUGGUGCACAUCGCUUCCUCUCUCCCUCUCUCUCUCUCUCUCUCUCUCUCUCUCUCCCUUUCUCCACACAUCCUCCCCCACAUUAUAACAGCUUAGCACGGCAGAAGUAGAUCCUACAGCAUCCAGCAGCCAGCAUCCCUCUAUCCCUGCCUGGGGAGCUGCAGUCCUACCCGGCGCAACACCGUGUGAGUGAUGCCACAGCAUCAUCCGCAUUUCGACGCGAAAUAAUCGAGAGUUGAUCCAGCAAAGGAGAGAGCUUGGGGUGAAGGAAAAUUUGCUUCAGCCUCGAAGACGGCAACUGCCCAUGAAGAUGUCUAACGCUGACACCGUCUUAAACCCCACCGAUCGGGUGGUAAAAUCUGUCCCCUUCCCCUUGAGCCACCGCCUUACAAUGAAGGAAGUGUUCGACUGUGAAGGCAAACCUCGCGUAGAUCUGCUGAAGGCUCACCUGACCAAGGAGGGCCGUGUGGAAGAAGCUGUCGCGCUCCGAAUCAUCAAUGAGGGAGCAGCCAUCCUCCGUCAGGAGAAAACUAUUCUCGACAUUGAGGCACCAGUCACAGUCUGUGGGGACAUCCACGGUCAAUUUUUUGAUCUUAUGAAGUUGUUUGAAGUGGGAGGAUCGCCAGCCACAACACGGUACCUGUUCCUCGGGGACUAUGUUGACCGUGGCUACUUCAGUAUUGAGUGUGUUUUAUACCUUUGGUCGCUGAAAAUCCUCUAUCCAAAGACGCUAUUUUUACUUCGUGGAAAUCAUGAAUGUAGACAUUUGACAGAAUAUUUCACCUUCAAACAAGAAUGUAAAAUCAAGUACUCAGAGCAGGUGUAUGACUCAUGUAUGGAUGCAUUUGACUGCCUUCCUUUGGCUGCACUCAUGAACCAGCAGUUUUUGUGUGUCCACGGAGGACUCUCACCUGAAAUACACACCUUAGACGACAUUAAAAAGUUGGAUCGGUUCAAAGAGCCGCCAGCGUUUGGGCCCAUGUGUGACCUGCUCUGGUCUGAUCCUCUGGAAGACUUUGGAAAUGAGAAAACCCAGGAAUACUUCAGUCACAACACAGUGCGAGGUUGCUCCUACUUCUACAGUUAUCCAGCUGUAUGUGAGUUCCUACAGAGCAAUAACCUAUUAUCAAUUAUCCGAGCACAUGAAGCACAAGAUGCUGGUUACCGGAUGUACCGUAAAAGUCAGACAACUGGAUUCCCAUCCCUCAUAACCAUCUUCUCUGCGCCAAAUUACCUGGAUGUUUACAACAAUAAAGCUGCUGUACUGAAAUAUGAAAAUAACGUCAUGAACAUUCGACAGUUCAACUGCUCGCCACACCCCUACUGGCUGCCCAACUUCAUGGACGUCUUUACUUGGUCCCUGCCUUUUGUUGGGGAAAAAGUCACCGAAAUGUUGGUGAAUGUGUUAAGCAUCUGCUCUGAUGAUGAACUCAUGAAUGAUGAAGAUGAGAUAUUUGAUGCCAAUGCAGCCGCGGCUCGCAAAGAGGUGAUCAGAAACAAGAUCCGUGCUAUUGGAAAAAUGGCCAAAAUGUUCUCAGUUCUCAGAGAGGAGAGUGAAAAUGUGUUGACGCUUAAGGGCCUGACGCCCACUGGCAUGUUGCCAAGUGGGGUUCUCUCUGGAGGCAGACAGACACUGCAGAGUGCCACCAUUGAAGCCAUUGAAGCCAUCGAGACGCAUGAUGAGGACAGAGAAGCUAUUCGUGGGUUCUCCCCCCAGCACAAGAUCACCAGCUUUGAGGAGGCUAAGGGCUUAGACCGCAUCAACGAGCGCAUGCCACCUCGCAAGGACGGGGUGAACCACGUGGGCCACUCCAUAGGCAAGAUGAAUAUGUCGGAGGCAAACGGCACAGAAGACAACAGCAACAUCCAGUAAUGUGUUGUCUGAGCCACGGAAACUGUGCCGCUGUUACAGGCAUGCAGGAAGACUUUGCUUAAUGGGAAAUUCAGGCCUCAGAACACAGAAAUCAAACAGGCCUACCGCUAGAACAUGAAACCUGCAGCAAAUCUAAACACUGGGCGAAAAGGUCAUUUAUUUCAUGACGGCAUGUCAUUGCACUGUUAGGGGGAGGGGGGAGCUGGGGUUCACAGCAAAUGGGCAGGGAUGCAGAGAGACCCACAAGCUGCAGCAAAGAAGUGCUUUUGGAAGUUGUGUCCGACCGUAGUUCCCCUUCUCAGUUCGAUUACAGACUGAAUUGUUGGGAGUUUUUGUGCUGCAAGUGCUGACACACGUGUGCUCCUUCAUUGCAGGGCCUGACAGAAAACAUGAGUGCAGUAUCCAUAUCACACAAAUCAUUUUAAUGUUUUAUAAAAGUAUUUAUUAUGAAUCACUCACAAAUGCACAUCAAAAGGAGAAUGAUCUACUUUAUCUUAUUGUUUUUGCUAGUAUUAGGUCACAUCACUUUGGGAGAGGCAACACGGAAAGAAAAAAGAGACGCAAAUAUGUAAAAUGUGUACCUCUUCGAACUCUGCAGCACGCCAUCUUAUCGGUGAACUUUAAUUUAUUGAUUAACCUUGUUGUAAGAUGCUGCCAACCUGCAGGGAAAAAAAGGAAGACGGGGUUCGCAUGUCACGGAGAAAUCCACUGCAGACCCAGAUCCACCUUGGAUAUGUCUUAGUAACCUCCGGCAUUGCCUGGUUCCUUCUCUCCUCGACAUCUGCCAUCUUAUAGGAUCACAGAACCUGGAGGAAAAGAAGAGGUGAUUUAGAAGACGCAGUCCCACUGUUUGCUGAUGCUACCUCAGCACCCCGGAUUAAACACAGAAAUUUGACUUCCAAAUAUAUCAUUUACUCCUUUUAAGUUCAUUAUCUUAUGGUUAUUCACGUCUCUUCCAAAAGAGCAUUUUACGUAGGCAUGGGCUGGUUUGAGCUUCUCACAACAUUCACACAAAGUUUUGAAGCAACAUCGUGUAAUUUAAUCUAACUACCAUAAUUUAAAAAAAAAAAUAAAAAAAAACCCCAGAAAAAAUAAAAUGGAAUUUAAUUGGUUUAUUUGGCAGGGACACUGAUGUAAAUGCGUCAGAGUUACCUGAAAGGUCAUUUUUAUCUGUAGUCCUGGUAAGUCAGCAAAUGCAACGAAUAUCCCUACUGCUGCUGAAAUAAUAAAUUGUUUAAUUUUUUUUUAUCACUUUUUUGCUAUAUUUACUUUGAUUCUUAGAUGUAAGGAAAACUAUAGACUAGUAAAACUGAAUUUAGUAGCGGUCUACUUUGUAAGUGCUUAUUGCACAGAAUUAUGUUUUUGAGUAACAUAAGUAUAAAAAGUAAAUAUUAGCUGAUUAGUUAGUAAUGCUGCGGCCUCCUGCUUUACAGUAUGUUGUUAGCAGUGAGAAAACCGUGGUUUUUACUAAAUAUUUCCAAAUUGCCCAACUUGAUAUCUUGUAUACAAAAUGUAGUACCUCUUUCAACCAGCCCAUGAACGGCAGCUGCAGCAGAUGUGGAUGAGCAGCAUUGAUUACUCUAUUCCCUGAAGACCCAGAGAAAACUCUUGCCACUAUGGCACUUUCCCUUCUAUUAAUCUCACUUCAAACUAUCCCCAGUGUGAUGGAAAAUUUAAUCAGUUGUAAAGUCAUCAUAUUUUUAUUAAGUUAUGCAUGACAUGCAUGACAUAACUUAAUAUACAUAACCAGCCCAUGCCUAAUUUCACAUCAGAACAGCUUCAUGUUAAAAAAAACCAACCUCAUUUUACAAAUUCAUAUGAAAAUCAUUGUUGUUGUUUUUUUCAGGAUAAUUAAGCUUCAUUUCUGUCUCACAAUAACCUUUCUUCCCUUCGGCAUUAACGCAGCUUUCAGAGGAAAACAAAAGUGACGUUGAAUGUCGAGACAUACCUCGGUUUCAAGAUAUUAAUGAACUGUUAUUUCUCUCCUGCUUCUUGCUAAAGAAAUGGCAAGAACACGAACAGUGACUUCAGCAUACAUCGGUAUCCUGCUAAUUUUUUGCAUCUUUUGCUUUUCCAAAACAUUCUUGGAUUUUGUGCUUGCAAAAUGUGACAAGGAAGGAAGUUGCAGACAUUCACCAGGUAUCGUUAUGUUUCAGUUAAUCAUAACCAGCAUCAGCACUGGUGUUCUUUGGAUUUCACAGCCUUCGAUUAAUCAUAAUGGGAUGAGGGCAAUGGCCACGCUAACAAACUACAGUUGCUUUAACCCAGCACUGAUUUAUUCAUGCUCAGGCCCGUCUUUGAAAUUUUGACUCUGUGGUUGCCGACAUUUUCGCCACUUUCUGACCUGGUGUAGAUAUCACAGCAGUUUGUUUGGAAUCCCAUAGCCUGUGUAGACUCAGAUUAUUAUUAUUUUUUUUAAUGGAGAUAAAGUGAGAAAAGAUCGUUUUAAAACUAUAUAUCUGAAGUAGUCUAGCAGGACUUUAAAGAAUAGGUUUACGGCAAAAUGCCUUUUCAUUUUGCAAAGAUGUAUCAUUGAAUGAGUAUAGCUAAUCUGUAAUACUUUCUUUAUGAAAAAAGGCCAACAGGCCAACAUUGAAAAUUGAAUCUUGUAUUCAACUAUUUAAUCAAACUUUAAUAUUUUUCUGAAUUUUUUUUUUUUCAUUUAUUUUCAUUCUAGAACAUGAUCUAAACUGGAUGAUUUGAUAUUAAAUAAAAGCUAAAGCCUCACUGUGAGCUAAAUGCAAUUGAUCGCUGUCCCCCAAACAGUGUGUGAGUCUACAAUGCCUCUAGAGUAGGACACAUCCUGAGUAAAAUAUCUAAGUUGGAAUGAUAAAUAUCUUUGAUGCCCACCUCGCAACAAAUUUCUUGAAUUUUCUGUCAUUCAUUAAUGUUUUCCUGGUCUGGAUGCCAUUUUUCUUUUCAGUGAUAAAGGUGUGUGAAGUAAAGAUGAACAAAAAGUGACUUAACACAGCAUCUAUGUAUGGAACGCAUCAAUGCAUGCAAUUAAGUUCCUAGUUGUUAUGUGAGAUUAUAAUUGUGAUAGAUAGUUGUGUUUCAAAUAGUAAACUUGAAUUCAUUUAUUUUUGGAUUAUAUUUGUAGUUUUGUCUUGUUUUAUAAAUUUUAUAAAUAGGCUUCCUUUGGUUGUUUUUGGUAUUUUUUUUUGUUUCAUUUUAUUUACUACCACUGCUUUUAAUUUUAUAUUGAUUUCUUGUAUGCAGAGAUGCCCUUCUAAGGUGUAAAGCCUUGUACUAUAUAUACAUUUUUUUCUGUUGUACUAAUGUACAGAAAAUGUUCAAUAGUGUGAAUGAAUAUAAUCUCAGUGAAAAGCUACUCUUUCAGGCUGCCAAAGCAUGAUAGCAUGGUUUUCUCAAAUGUAAAUGAAUUGGACACACAGACAAAUCAGGUGUCACACAUUUAACAGGAAACAUUGUAUUCUGGUUAUAUUUACUGCUGAUAUUAUUGUUACAAUUUAGCUUACAGUUCUUUUCAUUCCUUGGUUUCUGGUUCUCGUAUAGUCAAAAUGCAUACUUCAACAAAGAGAUUUAAUGGAUUUUAUCUUGCAACAUUUUUUUAUCUAUGGAGAUAUGUUUUGGCAUUUGACUUCCUAAAUAAUACACACACUGUAAGCAUGCCCUAUGGGACAAAUCACAUUUUUUUUACUCUUGAAUAAAAUAUGCAUGAACA
Poecilia latipinna (sailfin molly) is the source of this 5634-nucleotide messenger RNA. RefSeq names its product protein phosphatase 3, catalytic subunit, alpha isozyme (gene ppp3ca). Gene Ontology annotation, biological process: calcineurin-mediated signaling. Bases 381 to 1949 code for a protein of 522 amino acids. Gene Ontology annotation, molecular function: calmodulin-dependent protein phosphatase activity. The record is from RefSeq and is a predicted model, not a curated record. The transcript has 14 exons. NCBI's taxonomy places the organism in Eukaryota, Metazoa, Chordata, Actinopteri, Cyprinodontiformes, Poeciliidae.